GCCGGUAGCGAUGAGGACAGGAUGUCCCACGAUGCUCAUAGAGUGCCUAUCACCUUCCGUCAUCUGGUGAGCGCUGGAAGUCUCAAUGCCUCAAACCCUCUGCGCGUCAUCUCUCUGGUUGACGUCGACGCGGCUUACGCUCAAUUCGAAGCUUCGCGCCUCGGAGUGGAUUCGUCAGUGGUACCCCUCGCGGUACAACAGUGGAACGGUCUCAUCGCAAUCUCGUAUGCUGCGAGGAAGUUUGGUAUUACCAGACAUGAGACAGUUGAGUCAGCCAAGGAGAAAUGUCCUGAGAUCCGGCUAGUCCAUGUGGCCACUUAUGCAGAAGGGGCUCAGAGGGCGGAAUACAAUGAGGAUCCGAGUCCAACGACCCACAAGGUCUCCCUCGACCCUUAUCGCCGGGAGUCCCGCAAGAUCGUCGCCAUCUUUGACGAGAUGUGCCCUUUGGGAGCCGUCGAGAAAGCUUCCAUCGAUGAGCUCUACUGCGAUUUGACUCUCGCAGUGAGGCAGGUCAUCCUCCAGAGGUUUCCCGAACUUGCUCGUCCACCGGCCAACUCCCCUCUGGGACUCGAUACCCCACUCCCGCCGCCGCCCAAAAUCGACUGGACUGAUCUGGGCUAUCGCGUCCCGACAGAGGGGGCUCACCAAGAAUCGGCAGAGGGAGAUGAUGCGAAGGACGCACAGGAAGCGGACAAGCAGGCUUCACGGCAGGAAGAGCUGCAGGAGAGCGUGAGGGAAGAGAUUGCCGCAGACACCUUCAAGACAGCCGCUAUCAAUUCGUCGCCCCCGCUCGUCCAGCAAGCCGCAUCUUGGACCGAUUACGCCUUGGCUUGCGGCGCCGAGCUCAUCCUCAAGAUUCGGCAAGAGGUCAUGGAUCGGCUUGGCUACACGAUGUCAGCUGGUAUUGCCCCGAACAAGACCCUGGCGAAGCUCUCCGCCGGAAUGAAGAAGCCCAAUUGCCAGACUAUUCUCGUCCCUGGCGCCAUUCACGCUUACCUGAAGGACCUACCUUUCCAGAAGAUCCGCUUCCUCGGCGGCAAGCUUGGAGACGCGAUUGCAAAGGAGUGGGAGCGAUCGACGGUGGGCGAUUUAUGGUCUGUGACUCUUGCAGAGCUGCAAGAGAAGGUGGGGGACGAGUCAAAGUGGGUCUAUGAUGUUCUGCGUGGUAUCGAUCAUACGCCGGUCAUUGAGAGGACGGCAAAUAAAACGAUGCUGGCAUCCAAGAAUGUCAAGCCACCGAUACGGACGCUGCAGGAGGCUCAGAGGUGGAUCUCGAUUCUUUCCUUGGAACUGUGUGUUCGACUGAAAGAGGCUAGGGAAGAAUCGCCCAACAUUUGGCCUUCGACCAUGGUCUUGCGAUACCUCAAGGCAGGGGAGACUGCCCGAAGUCGCCAGUCUAGCUUUCCCUUUGUGAGGGAUCUCAAGCCCGAGAGCGUCGCGGUCGUUGCUGAGCGCCUCUGGGGAGAGGCUGUCGGGGAGCAGAUGUCCAGCGGGAAGCAGCUGUCUGAGAUCAUCGUUAUUGCGCUCGGCUUUUCGGGCUUAGAGGCCGGCGAGCAAGGGCAGAGAAGCAUUGAAGGCUUCUUCACCAGCAAAGCAGCUGCCUCGAAUGCAAAAGUCCCUGCGCUAGCUGCAGCAUCCCCGCCGAUACCGCAAACAAUCUCUUCGAAGCGCGAGCGUGCUUUGGAAGGCGAGACGAUGGAAGGCAAGGGAGAAGACGGGCGGUCACCCUCGCCACUGGGCGUUGUCAAUGGAACGAUUGGCGAGCCGUCGGCGAAAAAGAUCAAAAAGGUCAAAGCCUCCGGUCUUCAGUCGCUCUUCCAGAAGGCUGCAGAAGUGACAUCUCCCCUGCAGCCUGAAGCAGCGCAGCCUUCAGUGGCGCAAGAUGCUAGUCUGGACAGUGUGUCCCCUGCACCACUCACCGAGGAAGCGCCGUCGAUGCCAUCCUGGACUUGUCCCGAGUGUCAAGCAAAGAUCCUGCCGCGAGCGCAUGUCGGAGAGCCAGGUCGAGCGGAGGAGGGGGAAGAUUCAGACAGACGACUAGCACAAGCAAAGCAGGACCAUGAAGACUGGCAUUUCGCCGUCAACCUGCAGAAGGAGCACAGUGCAGCGUUGCAACCCAGAGGAAGUUUGGGCCCUUCGGCUUCCCAAGCUCCAGCUUCCCAAAGAAGUGCGUCGCAGAAGGGCGGCGGCGGCAAGGGGUCGAAGGACAAGAAGGCGAACAAGAACGCUAUUCAGAAUUUCUUCAAGAAAGGAGGCUGAGAGGUGGUACGGGUUCAAGAGUGGAGAGGACACUUUGUUGUUAUAUACCUGCAUUGUACACUGCACAUUCCGCUAACAUGCAACUGAUACCAUAGACAUAC
Molecule: messenger RNA, 2360 nt
Organism: Microstroma glucosiphilum
Lineage: Eukaryota; Fungi; Basidiomycota; Exobasidiomycetes; Microstromatales; Microstromataceae
Product: DNA/RNA polymerase
Exons: 1
Coding region: 22-2259 (745 amino acids)
Biological process (GO): error-prone translesion synthesis; response to radiation
Cellular component (GO): nucleus; site of double-strand break; replication fork
Molecular function (GO): damaged DNA binding; DNA-directed DNA polymerase activity
Source: RefSeq, a predicted model, not a curated record